ACACUGUCGCCACCCUCUGAGCUCAUGACUGACUUGUCUUUAAAAACAGCCUGCAGAAAAUCGUUGUGUAUUUCGCAGAGAAGAAAGUCUUGACUACAGUCAUCAUGGCAAGAACAAAGCAGACCGCUCGUAAAUCCACCGGAGGCAAAGCGCCCAGGAAGCAGCUCGCUACUAAAGCUGCCCGUAAGAGCGCCCCAGCCACCGGCGGUGUGAAGAAGCCUCAUCGUUACAGGCCCGGUACCGUAGCGCUGAGAGAAAUCCGCCGCUAUCAGAAGUCUACUGAGCUGCUGAUCCGUAAGCUGCCUUUCCAGCGUCUGGUGAGAGAAAUCGCCCAGGACUUCAAGACUGAUCUGCGCUUCCAGAGCUCCGCCGUCAUGGCCCUGCAGGAGUCUAGCGAAGCUUAUUUGGUCGGCUUGUUUGAAGACACCAACCUGUGCGCCAUCCACGCCAAGAGGGUCACCAUCAUGCCCAAAGACAUCCAGCUGGCCCGCCGCAUUCGUGGAGAGCGCGCUUAAACUCAAUACUCUACCAUCAACCACAAAGGCUCUUUUAAGAGCCACCACA
Misgurnus anguillicaudatus (oriental weatherfish) is the source of this 564-nucleotide messenger RNA. RefSeq names its product histone H3. The record is from RefSeq and is a predicted model, not a curated record. Gene Ontology annotation, molecular function: DNA binding; structural constituent of chromatin; protein heterodimerization activity. Lineage: Eukaryota; Metazoa; Chordata; Actinopteri; Cypriniformes; Cobitidae. Gene Ontology annotation, cellular component: nucleosome.